AUGUCGGACAGCCCUUUAUACUUUAUCGAUACCACUGGUAGCAGCGCGACGAAGCGACCGUCCGCGACCGCCUAUUUGCCCGAGCCAGCAUCCAAGAGACCCAGACUGUCUGACAACCUUCAGACGUCCGCCGUGAUAUCGAACUCGCCAACCCGACAUGCGCCCACUAAUGUGUACUCGGCUACGAGCCCGGGCCAGACGAUGGAAGAGCGAAUGGAACUCAUAAUAGCCCAGUGGAAGAGCAGUAUCGAUCUGCGCUCCAAGAAAUUCUGGGCUGUGCUCGUGGGCAAGAAGCCGGGCAUCUAUACGUCUUGGGAUGGACCGAACGGCGCUCAAGCGCAGACCAAAGGUUUCAGCAGAAGGGAAUUAGGGAACGCUCCAGCUGACGUACUGACUGCCCUGAAGACAAGUCGUGCAAAGUCUCUACAAUACCUCGAGAAUGACUUUAUACGCGAGAACCUUCCCAGCGUCCUCGCUCGACAAGAUGAGAUCGACGCUCGAGAAGUGCAACGUCUGAAUAAUCGGAUGACGACGCGAGUAAACGUGCCCGCUCCCAGGACAGCGGUGCACACUCCCACUGUUGAAACCUCGGCCGCGAGUUCACUUACAUCGUCCGACGGCGAAUCAUCAGGCAGCCGUUCGUCAGACCGCAGCCCUGUAGAGACGCCAAUGACGGAAGGAGAAUCGUCCGCAGAAGACUACAUACCUCUAUCUUCAGAGCCCGAGGCCCCAACAGAUCCCGUUCUCUGCAAGGAGCAGCAGGACGCCGUCGACCUCGCCGUCAAAGGCCACAACGUGUUCAUCACCGGGUCUGGCGGCUGCGGGAAAUCCGUCUGCGUCAAAGCGUUGCGCGACCGGCUCAGGGCGAUGGGCAAAAACGUCCACACGAUUGCACCGACGGGCUUGGCAGCUCUGCAGGUGGACGGCAGGACGACGUGGAACUACGCUGGGUGGCAGCCAGAAGACAGUAGGAAAGACUUGCAGGUGCUAGAGCUGAAAAUGCAUGGACGAAACAUUUGGAAGCGGCUGGCGGGCACCGACGUCCUGAUCAUUGACGAGAUCAGCAUGAUCGAGAACAACUUCUUCACCCGGCUUAGCUGGCUGUUAAGCGCCGUUCGACGCAAGGAUUCCAAGCCAGAGACCUGGGGCCCCUUCGGAGGCGCCCAGGUCAUUGCCGUUGGCGACUUCUGUCAGUUGCCGCCUGUUUUGCCCUUCCAGAACUGUGCUGGGCACGGCAGUCACGCCAAAGAUGAUAAAUGGGCUUACAAGAGUGUCGAGUGGGAACGCUGCGAGUUUCGAUACGUGCACUUGGUCGAGAUUCAUCGCCAGAGCGAUCAAGCCCUGAUUGGGGUCCUCCAGACAUGCCGACUGGGUGGAGAGUUGACGCCCAAGGACAUCGAUCUCCUGACGCGUGGGCAACGCAAGGUCGAGGGUGGCGUGCGGCUCUUUGCUAAGCGCGACGAGGUGAAGGAACACAACGACGAGCAGCUGGCGAAGCUCCCGAGCAGGGGGGAGGAGUUCUGGUGUCUGGACGUUUUCGACUGCCACGAUGAUGAUCUGAGGGAUCUUGAGAUGCUCAUCCCUGACCAGAAUCGGGGGCCUCGACGUCGUGAACAUCAGCCAUUGCGCAAACUGCAGGAUCACAGAUUUGAUAUGCGGCUUACGCUGAAAGUUGGGAUGCCCGUCAUCCUGCUGGUCAAUCUCGACCUCGAAGGGGGGCUGUGCAACGGCAGCCAGGGCAUCAUCGUUGACUUCAAACCCAUCAGCGAGACACAGGUACCGCAGUCGCCGGAUUUCAAAAGCUAUAAGAAAGACCCGGAUCCCGAGGCCGCCUAUGAGCGGGCUCUGGCACGAUGGCAGCAGGUGCGAGACUACAUGACCGCCGCGGAGACGAGGGACAUGAUGUUGCCGGAAGUGCUCUUCCACGACGACAGCUCGCCUCGCCUUAUAAUCCCGCACUGCAGCCUUAGUGAGAUGGGCAACAAGCCCUACAGCCGCCUCAUGCGGACGCAGAUCCCACUUGCGCCGGGGUGGGCCAUGACGAUCCACAAGAGCCAAGGCCUGUCGCUGGAGAAGGUGGUCGUGAACCUGAGCAAUGUGUACGAGAAGGGCCAGGCGUACGUCGCCCUCUCACGCGCGAGAAACUUGGAGGGUCUCAAGAUCGAGGGAACCGUAAAUGUCUUGCGGAGCAAGUUGCAGCUGGAUGAGCAGGUGCGCAUGUUCCUGAUGGAUCAUUUCCCUGGCGUCAUGAAGACGUACGCGCCGUCGUCGCGAGGCUGUAUGUGUUGGUUAGGGGACGCGGCCUCGCGGCAGGAUAGUGUGAGACGAUCAGGGUCAUGA
Messenger RNA from Anthostomella pinea, 2340 nucleotides. Lineage: Eukaryota; Fungi; Ascomycota; Sordariomycetes; Xylariales; Xylariaceae. The record is from the annotation of a GenBank genome assembly.